AAGGUGAAUAUACCACUUAUAGUAUACCAAGGGAGUUCAGCAUUUUCAAAACCGAGCAAAGAUUGAGUUUUUUUUUUUUGGCAUGGAGAGGAUAUCAAUGGGAACAACCAUAACAAGGAGAGCGAAAUGGAAAUACCCGCCUGCGCAGCCAAUUCCGAGAAUCAUCCAUUUGCCACGCCGGCCUCGGAGGAAACCACCCAAGGCGAGUCCUUCGAAACUACCCGGUUCUCACAAGGAGAGAAAAGGGGUGAUGCUGGAGAGAUUGUUUGAUCAGGAACGGUCUUUUACGAGAGGGACUGUUCCGGUGAUGCCGAUGAGUUCGAGGGAGAGUGACGACGAGAGGAGAAGAAGGGGAGUGGUUGAAAAGGAUAACAGAGAAAAUAGCGGCGGCGUAGCCUUUGUUGAAGAAGAGAGAUGGAAGUUCCAAGCUGAGAUGUUGAGAGCGGAGUGUAACUUGUUGAGGAUGGAGAGAAAGAUCGCCGUUAAGAAAACGGAGAGAAGGAGAGUUCACAUGGAGAGGACUUUGAAAUACGCCGCUCAGAUUUUACUUUCCGGAAGAAAGAACAUUUGUGAAGGAAAGGACGUGAACAUGGUAUUACUGGAGGAGCAGAUCAAUGGAUUAGUGGAGAAUAUAGAGAAAAUGCAAAAGAGAUCACUUGUUAAAGACUUGGAGGUGAAAAAAUGCAGUAACUUUGAUAAAAGAGUUUCUUCUCUCCAGAAGCAGCUUGAGAAAUUCCGGCUUAAAGGAACAUCUGAUGAAGAACUAUGCCUGAAAGAGAUUCGAGAUAUGGCCGAAGCAAGCUUGUCGGUCAAAAUCUGCAGCGAAGGGGAUGAUCAUAACCGCAAUUUUCAGGAGAAAAUGCCCCAAGAGGCAAGUGUGUGUUCAGGGCAUUGCAAGGCCAUUGUGCAUAGGAUUGUAGAGCAAAUUCGUGCCGAGACCGAACAAUGGUCCCAGAUGCAGGACAUGCUGGGGAUGGUAAGGGACGAGAUGGAUGAAUUGCAUGCGUCUCGCGAUUUCUGGGAAGAUCGAGCAUUCGAUUCCGACUAUCAGAUUCAAUCCCUGCAAUCUGCUGUGAAAGAAUGGAGACAGAGAGCUCUCUCAUCCGAAGUGAAGGCGAAUGAGGUACAGACACAAAUAUAUGUCCUUCGUCAAGAGGUCGAGAGAUUGAUGAAGGAACGAGAUAGAAAAGUAGUUCGAGCUCAAAUUGCUUCACCGAUCUAUCAAGAAACAAACACUGAAACAGAGAAGAGGGUACUCGCUUGUCGCUUAAUGGAAGACGAUCCCAGUCCAAAGGAUCUCGUAAGAGACAGAAGACGGAAGUCCCAAACAUGCACAGCCGGACUUCUCCCGAUCAGACGUUCACCCCUCAGAGAAAUCGGUAACAUUUCAACCUUGAAGAAAAAACAGCAGCAGCAGCAGCAGCAGCAGCAACCCCUGGAGCAAGGUGAAGGAACCUUGCCAUUGUUUAGCCUUCAUAAAGAGGAAAUGAAACGCUCAUUGUAGACCAACUCAAUCAAUAUCUAUGAUCCUAUAUAUCAAACAAUUGGUUCACAAUUAUGUAACGUUCACAGUUCGUGAGUCGAACAU
Hibiscus syriacus is the source of this 1588-nucleotide messenger RNA. RefSeq lists its product as uncharacterized. The transcript has 4 exons. Bases 83 to 1504 code for a protein of 473 amino acids. The record is from RefSeq and is a predicted model, not a curated record. Lineage: Eukaryota; Viridiplantae; Streptophyta; Magnoliopsida; Malvales; Malvaceae.